CGGCGGCUCCGCAAGGGGCCGGGCCAUGCACAAGCCCAUGGAGAAGUCCCAAAACUUCCGCAUCGAGGCGCUUCUGGCUGAAGAGCCGGCGCGGAGCCGGUCCCCACCGGGGCUGAGCCCCGAGAGCCCCGUGGCGAGCCCCGACCCCGCUGGACGUUCCGACGCCGCCUCACCGCGGGCUCUGCCGGCCGCCGCAGCCCUCGCCCCGGCCGGCUUUGUCCCCAAGCCCGGCUUGCUGCAUCUCCCCGGCCCCGGGCUCGGCACCCUGCCGGCCCUGUACCCUUCUGCUGUGUACCCCCUCCAGGCCCUGGGGAGCCAGCACCCCUCGUUCUCCUACACCGGCAUCCCCCACCUGCCGCCGCCCGGCGCGGAGCAGCUGAAGGCGGCCGUGGCCGGCUCCUUCCCCCUGGAGCACUGGAUCCGAGCCGGGAUGCUGGUGCCGAGGUUCUCCGACUUCCACGCAGCCCCACAGUCUGGCUUGAUGGGGAAGUGCCGUCGGCCCCGUACAGCCUUCACCAGCCAGCAGCUCCUGGAGCUGGAGAACCAGUUCAAGCUCAACAAGUACCUGUCCAGACCCAAGCGCUUUGAGGUGGCCACAUCGCUGAUGCUCACCGAGACACAGGUGAAGAUCUGGUUCCAGAACCGCCGCAUGAAGUGGAAGCGGAGCCGCAAAGCCAAGGAGCAGGGAGCUCAGGUGGAAGCUGACAAGCAACGAGGGCUCAGCAAAGCCUGCGAGAAGCUGCUGUCCGGCGAGCCCCAGGGACAAGCUACAGAAAGCCCCGAAUUUAUGGGGUGCAGCCCCCGCUCGGGCUUCCUGCACCGCAGCGCCGCCCAGCUGGGCUAUGGCCCGGACUCCUCCUGCUCGGGGGAUGAGGAGGACGAGGAAGAGGAGGAGGACGAGAUGGGUGCCACGAAGAGGAAGAUCGGCUCUGUGUUGUGAAAGGCAGAUGAAGCCAGUCGGGGAGAGGGGCUGGGCUGCAGUGUCUGGUGCUCUCUUUGCUGGCAGACACGGACUGUGCCUCGGCGGAAUCGGAGGGGCUGCAGGGCUCCUGCCCCCCCCCUUUAACUUAUGUGUGUUUGGUUCCUAUUUAACUCGUAAUUAUUCCUCUGUGUGUACCUGGGGGAGUCCCCACAUCCAUCCCCUAUAAAGCUGUUAUCCGGUUGCCUGUGCUCUUCCUUAGGGGACAAGAGGCUCUGCCCUGCUCCUGAGCUGCGGUGCCCUGCCAGGGUCCCUGGGGAGCUGGGUGGGGACAGUAGACUUGCACAGCUGGCAGCCCACAACACAGCUGGAGAGGAGAGACCCUGGACCCUCCUUCAACUGUGCACUGCCCUUCCGUGCCAAUACAACAGUGACUGGAGCAGUGCACCCGUGCAUGGUGCCAGCUGCCCUUCCCCUUGCCGUAGUGAAGGGCUGGGAAGGAGGAUGUCCAGGAUGCGUGGCAGCCUGCCCUGCUUCCUCCUGCAUCUCUAGUGUCCCUGGUGGGGUCUGCACUUGUAGGACAAACCUAGACUGUCAACUCUGCAAAGCAGAGCUGGUUGUUACUUGGCUAUGGUAGUGCUGUUUCCCAUGCUGCAUAUUAGCCUGGUUGCAGCGGCAUGGCAUUUCCCCAAAGUAAGGUGGGGAUGGAGCCCUCCUCAGUUUAGGGAGGUGCUCAGGCUGUUUGUGAGCACUCAUUGCUGUGGUAAGCCCCACUUUUUCUACGGUGAUGUCUGAAUCUCUCCCAAUCCCUCCAUGGGCUGAUUUCAUGAUCAUCUUGGGACCUUGCUGGCUCUCACUGGGUUCAAAUCAACCCCUGGCAGCAGGGUGACAAUGGACACCCUCUGCCACCUCCCUAGAAGCACCAGGAUUAAGCCCUGACUGCCCCUAAGCGAGCAGGCUGCCCUUGUCCUCAGCAUGCUAGAGGCUCCUAGCAGAUCUCUUAUGUCGUCUGCAUGAGGAGGAAAGUGAGCGUCUCUUCCAUCACCUCCUGCCCCAAUAAUGGCUUUAUUGCCUGGCUGAU
Molecule: messenger RNA, 2000 nt
Organism: Neopsephotus bourkii (Bourke's parrot)
Lineage: Eukaryota; Metazoa; Chordata; Aves; Psittaciformes; Psittacidae
Product: motor neuron and pancreas homeobox protein 1-like
Exons: 3
Coding region: 26-940 (304 amino acids)
Biological process (GO): neuron projection morphogenesis; endocrine pancreas development; spinal cord motor neuron cell fate specification
Cellular component (GO): nucleus
Molecular function (GO): sequence-specific double-stranded DNA binding; DNA-binding transcription factor activity, RNA polymerase II-specific
Source: RefSeq, a predicted model, not a curated record